Molecule: messenger RNA, 6353 nt
Organism: Marmota monax (woodchuck)
Lineage: Eukaryota; Metazoa; Chordata; Mammalia; Rodentia; Sciuridae
Gene: Bmal2
Product: basic helix-loop-helix ARNT like 2
Exons: 16
Coding region: 148-1998 (616 amino acids)
Biological process (GO): regulation of transcription by RNA polymerase II
Cellular component (GO): transcription regulator complex; cytoplasm; aryl hydrocarbon receptor complex
Molecular function (GO): RNA polymerase II cis-regulatory region sequence-specific DNA binding; protein dimerization activity; DNA-binding transcription factor activity, RNA polymerase II-specific
Source: RefSeq, a predicted model, not a curated record
CCGGGGCUGCGGUGGCGGCUGUCGCGGAACCAGGCAGAAGCCCGCAGGUGCCCGGCUCCGGGGCCGCCGGGACCCGGGCAGGGCGGGCCCCGGGCUCCUCCAUGCUACCAGCCCCGGGGCUGCGGAGGUGGCCGGGAGGUGCCCGCGAUGGCGGCAGAAGAGGAGGCUGCGGCGGGAGGUAAAGUUCUACUGGAGGAAAACCAGGGCAUUGCUCCUGUGGUUUCCAGUCAUGUGAGCCCAGGGAUGAAACCAGCAGUGGUUGGGCCCUUCAGCUCACAUGUGAUGGAAUUUCCAAGAAAACGCAAAGGAAGUGAUUCGGACCCCUCCCAGUCAGAAAUCAUGACAGAAAAAGUGGUGGAAAAGCUUUCUCAGAAUCCCUUUACCUAUCUUCUUUCAACAAAGAUAGAAAUAUCAGCACCCAGUGGCAGCAGAGAAGCUCAUAGCCAAACCGAAAAGCGGAGAAGAGAUAAAAUGAACAACUUGAUUGAAGAACUGUCUGCCAUGAUCCCUCAGUGCAAUCCUGUGGCCCGUAAACUGGACAAACUCACAGUUUUAAGAAUGGCUGUCCAGCACCUGAAGUCUGUAAAAGGCAUGACAAAUUCUUAUUUAGGAGAUCACUAUAGACCUUCAUUUAUUCAGGAUAAUGAACUCAGGCACCUAAUCCUUAAGACUGCAGAAGGCUUCCUGUUUGUGGUUGGAUGUGAAAGAGGAAAAAUUCUCUUCGUUUCUAAGUCAGUCUCCAAAGUACUUAAUUAUGAUCAGGCUAGUUUGACGGGACGAAGUUUAUUUGACUUCUUACAUCCAAAAGAUGUUGCCAAAGUAAAGGAACAACUUUCUUCUUCUGAUAUUUCACUAAGAGAGAAGCUAAUAGAUGCCAAAACUGGUUUGCCUGUUCACAGUAAUUGUCACGCUGGAAGGACACGUGUGUAUUCUGGCUCCAGACGAUCUUUCUUCUGCAGAAUAAAGAGCUGUAAAAUCUCUGUCAAAGAAGAACACGGAUGUUUACCCAACUUAAAGAAGAAAGAUCAUAGAAAAUUCUGUACCAUCCACUGCACUGGUUACCUGAGAAGCUGGCCUCCAGAUAUGGUUGGAAUGGAAGAGGAGAGGGACAACAAGAAAGACAACAGUCAUUUUACCUGCCUCGUUGCCAUUGGAAGAUUGCAUCCGUAUAUUGUCCCACAGAACAGUGGAGAAAUUAAAGUGAAACCAACUGAAUUCAUAACACGGUUUGCAAUGAAUGGAAAAUUUGUGUACGUAGACCAAAGGGCAACAGCCAUUUUAGGAUAUUUGCCUCAGGAACUUUUGGGAACUUCUUGUUAUGAAUAUUUCCAUCAAGAUGACCAUAGUAACCUGACUGACAAGCACAAAGCAGUUCUACAGAGUAAGGAGAAAAUAUUUACAGACUCAUACAAAUUCAGAGUGAAAGAUGGCUCCUUUGUAACUUUAAAAAGCCAGUGGUUUAGUUUCACUAAUCCUUGGACCAGAGAACUAGAAUAUAUUGUGUCUGUCAACACACUAGUUUUGGGGCAUAGUGAGACCAGAGGAGCAUCAUUAUUUCACUGCAGCUCUCAAUCAUCAGAAGAAUCCCCUAAGCAAUCUUGCAUCCAUGUGCCUGGAAUGUCUACUGGAACUGUACUUGGCGCUGGCAGUAUCGGAACAGACAUUGCAAACGAAGUUCUGAAUUUACAAAGGUUACAGUCUUCGUCCUUUGAUGAUUCAAGUCCAACAGAGCCAAUGAGAGAUAAUCACACUGUCACGUGCAGGAAUAUGUCAAAUCAGGAGUUGUUUUCACUGAGUCCUUCAGAAACAGGGGAGCUGGAGACAACCAGGCAAAGCCAGAGCACUCACGAACCUCUCCUCAGUGACAGCGCACAGCUGGAUUUCGAUGCCCUGUGUGACAAUGAGGACACAGCCAUGGCUGCUUUCAUGAAUUACUUAGAAGCAGAGGGGGGCCUAGGAGACCCUGGGGACUUCAGUGACAUCCAAUGGACACUCUAGCAUUUGACUUCUGUCUCCAAAAAUGAGAAACAUUUUCAAGCAUUUCAUUUACAAAACACUGUCUCUUCUUCAGUACUGUGUGGAUACUACUGGUUUCAUGUUUUCUUAAUGAUCUCCCAGUUUUUAUAGAUUUGCACCUUACUCUCAACAGGGAGGUUGGAAAAUAUAUUUUCCUCCAAAGAGAACUGAUCAGUUUAUUAUCACCCCCUUUAUGCCAUGAAAUAGCUUAAAACCCACUAGCUGCCGUAUUUUUAACUAAAAUAUUUCUGACCAAUACCACCACAUACAUGUUGUUUUGACUUUAUUAUUUUUUUUUAUGUGGUUUUGAGUUUGGAAAAUUUAAUGUGGACAUUUUCCUGUGUCUAAGAUUUAUUUACCACAGAUUUGUGAUAUAGGUUUGUGUAAUUUGGAACAUUUCCAUUUCUUGAGCAUUUCCUUAAUUGAGGAUAGGGCAUUCGUUCUAAGAAAACAGGGAGUGCUUGUACGCUUAAAGGGACAGUGCAACUUGUAAUCAUAAUCUUGAUGAAUACUAUAAUCAAUCUUUGUAGAAUUUGGCAAGAACACAGCCAGGAUAUUUAUGCUCAGCCAAGCACUUUCAGAUGAAUUUUAAGUGAGAUGACUUCUUAUUUAAAACAGAAAAAAUCCAAAAAAACAGUUUCAACUUUGUUUACAGAAAAGGAAGAAUCUUCGGUCCUAGAUCUUGUUGAUUAACAAAACUAGCUCUUAAUAUAAACACUCAAGAUUUUCAUUACAGAUAGAAUAGACUUUUGCUGUUGAAACAUGGUUAGGAAGAAAUAGGUCCAGGCAGAUUAAGUGUCCUGGGUAAAGGGCUGGGCACAGUGGCACACUCUUGUAAUCCACUGGUUUGGGAGGCUGAGACAGGAGGAUUGAGAGUUCAAAGCCAACCUCCGCAAAAGCGAGGCACUAAGCAACUCAGUGAGACCCUGUCUCUAAAUAAAAUACAAAAUAGGGUGGGGGAUGUGGCUCAGUGGUUGAGUGCCCCUGAGUUAAAUACUUGGUACCCCCCCCAAAAAAAUGUCCUGGGUAAAGUCAUACAUUAAAUUCAUGGAUUUUAAAGUGUUUAAUAUGUAUAAGCUAGUUUCUUUAUACAUAUUUGCAAAGCAAUGGCCUCACUAGCUAAAUGACUAAUUGAUCCAGGAAAUAGUUGUAGUUUUCUAGGUAGUUUCAGUUAUGCCUGUAAGGAAAAAGUAAUGAAGUAAAUAUUCAGUACAUUUUUUUAAUCAAGGCAAUGAGAAUGCAUUUUAAAACCAAUUUUCUAGUUACAAUUAAAAUUUUGGAAAGCAUUAUUUUAAAUAGUAAUUAAUCCAGAAGUAGCUCAAAUUGAGUAUAAGAACUAAGAUUAAUUAAAAUUCUAUAUACCUACCUUCUUGGGAAUCAUACUUUUAUAAAUACCUGUGUUUUAAUAUCUCUUUACAGAUUACCAAAUGAGUUCCUAUGUCUUUUUUUUUUUUUUUUUGUAUUUUACAAACAAAAGAAGGAUAGGCUGGAAAACUAAGAGGGAAGUCCUCAGGCCCCAAUGAAGGGUUCAAAUCCACUUUUCUCCAUAUGGUGCUACACCCUUCCAGCAAAUUUCCCUCUGAGCCCCUCACAAAAGCAAUGUAUUACUUUGACCUUCAUGAUAUUUCUGGAGGCCGUAAGUGAUAAAUGAGAAUUUUCAUCAGAUGUGUUAAUGACAGACAUACCAACAGGCAAUCACCCAAAGCAAAUGUUUCUUUCAAGUGUAGUUGAGGAUGUACUGGCACAUUGUGCUCUUGAGCGCAUACCGUGUUCCAGCAACAUCAGGGGUCAGCACCCUUCUUGGGCUGACAUUUGAGGCCUUGAGAGACAUCCAGGUUUAUAACACGCCAAAGAAACCCUUCAAGGUGAGGGAGGGUUGAUGUGCUGCAGCCCCAGCACUACAGCUAAGUUGAAAGAAGCAUGAAAGAUCACAUGGGCCCCUCUGCCUGCCCACCAACAGAGCUGUUUUUAGGGAACUGCACCAUUGCAGGUUCCUGGUGGUAGGUUAUAUCAUCACUAUGGGAUGGCCUCAAAAAUAGGAGGGGCAAACCCUCAUGAUUCGAGGGGCAGAGAUUCUGGAUGCAGCCCUUGAUGCCUUGAACAGCAGGAGUUUUUUAUUGCAAAAGAAGGGGUUAUUCCAUAGGCCAACAGGCAGGUAGCCCUUGGAAUGCUCUGGGCAUAUACAUUUUUAAAUUUUAUUUAUUUAUUUUUUUUUUAGCCCACUCUAAUUUUUUCCGCAGAUUCUCUUGUCCUGGACCCAGAAUCCAGCCAAUCCAUGCUUUAUAUGGUACUGUGGUUCUCCCAACUUUAGUGUAUUCUCCAAAAUUCAUUCAAUUAGGACUAAAAUAUUUGUAUGAAUUAUGCAUAUUACUAUUGUCUCCUAUAAGUUAACAUCUUGAAUUUUGGUGAGAAAUAACACAUCUAUAAAUUGCAUGAAAAUAUCAAAGACAGUAAUUUUUUUCUUAACUCUGAGAGUUACCUCAGAUUUUGGAGUAGAAAAAUGUUUUCUUCUUAAGCAUAAAGCAAACAAAAAAAUUAGGGGGAAAAUUGACAUAUUUAACCAUGCAAAAAUUAAAGAAUAUUGUGUUUGGACUUUAAAGCAGGUGGGCCAUUUUGAUCUGGUAAUUAGACUUAUAGAAAUUCAUCCUAAACAGAAUCAGAGGCACACAGCCUCUGAUUCUGUAACAUCAUAUCAGAGUGGGAAGAGUCCCUGUGUAGCCAGGGACUAUGUAGCCAGAGUCCCUCUGUAGCCAUUUAAAACUCUGUGCCUCAGUUUCCUCACUUAUUUAAAAAAAAAAAAAAAAGUUUGCUUUCUGAGUUUACUCCCAGCUGUGACUCUGAUUCUAAUCCAGAACUUAAGCACUGGGGUAGACCUAGAACUGGACUGUCCUUUACUGUAGCCACUUGCCACAUGUGGCAUUGAACACUUGCAACGUGGCUGUUACAAACUGAGAGGUGUUAUCAAAGUAAAAUACAAACCAGAUUUGUAUUUUACAAUACAAAUUAUAAAAUUUGUAUUGUAAAACAUGCUGGGGCUGCAGCAUGUCAGACUUAGUAUGUGAAUGUAAAAUAGCAUGUUAAUUUUAUAAUGAUUACAUAUUCAAAUGUUAUUUUGGAUAUACUGAAUUAAGCAAAACAUUACAAUUUUACUUGUAUCUUUUUACUUUAAUGUGGCUACUAAAAAAUUUUAAAUCACACAUGUGGCUCUCAUUCUUUCUUUUGGACAGUGCUGCUCUAGAUCAUUUCAUCAAGUGGAUAUUAUUAAAGUAGACCAAAGUUCACACCAUCAGGAUGAUAUUUACCUCUAAAUACUGUUUGAAAGAUAUUUAUUGAUCUUUUUCAGACCACUAGUGUUAAUGUCUAUUUGCCUACUGUUAAACAGUCAACCUGAUUUAUUGAUCCUUGAUUAAGUACAAGUAACUGAGCCUCUAGUCAUGUGCCAGAUUUAAAAAUUUGAUCAGACAUUUUACUACAUGAUGGUAGCCUACAGUCAAAUAAAAUUUGAGUUAUAGGUUGACACCAUCUGGUUGUCACUGAAUUUGAAAAUCCUUUGGGAAAUAGGAAAAUACUGAGUGGAGAAUAUUAGUGAAUAAUGAAAUUGAAGGGAAGUGUGUAUCUACAGUGACAACAGAAAAGGCCAUAUUACUUUUGUCUCCUAUAAAUUAACUUCUGUUCUUGAGUCCCGUUCUGUGGAGGGAGUCUGGGGCACCAGUAUGUGGACUAUCCCAUGCCUAGUUACCAGACUGUGUUUGGUGGUUUCUGUUUCAGAUCCUGCUUUAGAGCUGUGCUUGCCAUUCAGGUAGGUCAUCGCUGAGCUCUGGAAUUAAGAGACUCAGAUUUGCCCAACACUGUUCAGGGCAGAGCAGGGUUGACAGCAUUGUCAAGAAGCCAUAAAGAAAAACAGCUAAGUGGCCACUAGGUGCCACCUUUCCUUUCUCACAGUGCUAUGUUUUGAUGACAUUAAUUUUCCCAAGCUCCCUGGGGCCUGUGAGAGACAUUAUUUAAGAUUUCUGUGCCUAGAAUGAGUCAGCUUCUCCGGUGUGGGUUGGUUGAUGAGAAAUGCUUUCCAAGGGAGGUCUGGGGGGCGCCUUCUCACAUAAUAUAAGAACUUUGGUGUAGGGAGCUUCCCAGAUGUGCUGCUAGUGAGAACUGACCUUAGCAAACCCGUCCAGUCUGGGGUAGGCUCUCUGAACCCGAUGCUCAUAUAUGUUCUCAAGUGUAGAUUUGCCUUUUAUACAGUUUUUAGCUCUCUCCAGUUCACUUGCUCUUGUCUGUAUAUUGAUAUUUUUAAAAUUUUGUGGUAAAUAAUAGUGAAAUUAAAUUAUAUUUUAUAAUAA